CGAUAUACAUAUGUCUAUACAUAUGUAUAUAUAUGUAUUUUACGAUUGCCAUUAUUAAUUACUUUAUUUGGGUUAUGAUGUUAUGAAACUUAAAAGUUGUUAAAAGAGCCUUCGUUUUAUUAAUAUAUUUGAGAAAGUGUGAUAUUGGUGAAUAGAAAAUACAGUACAAAAAUAUGUCAUUUAUGAAUGAUAUUGAUAGUUACAAAAAAAUGAUUUCCAAAGAAAUUAUACAAACACCAUGUACAAUUGAAGAGAGUUCAACAGAAUUCAUGGAUAUACCUAAAUAUGAACACAUAGAAGAAACAUUGGUUGUUGGCGAAGAAAUAAUUGUAGCAGAAAACAUGGACAUAAAUCAACAAAUUUCUGAAGAAGCGAUUUGUGAACCGAAAGAAACCUCUGAAUAUUUUGAAGAAAGCAUAGAUGCAACAAUGCCUGUUGAAUAUAUAGAAGAUUCUGUAUCACUAUCUAGAAAUAAUGUAACUAAAGAAAAAUGGCUUCAAAAUCAUACUGAUAAACAUAAUCUAUUGUUAUCGGAGCCAGAGGAAAGUGAAUCUGAGAUUGGUUUCAAUAAAGUAGUAAGUGACGAUCAAUAUGGAGAUGAAGAAACUAUAGCUACUUUUGUAACUGCCGCUGGUCAACAAUUAGCAUUGUACGCAGUUGAAGAUUCAGAUGAAAUAUUUGCUGUAGCAAUGUACGAUGAAUUUGGUGAACCCCCAACAAAUUUUCAGUUUCUUAUGAAAGCAGAUGUUGAAAGAUUAAUAGGCGAAGGUGCUGUUAGAACUGUGAAGAAACCAACACAAAUAAAAAAGCAGCUACUGACUACACAACCACCAAUAUUUUUUCCUAAAAGCGAACCACUGAGCGAUAUACAAAUGCAUAAUGAAAGUGGAAUUUUGUCAACCGAAACUCAAAGAAUACUAAAAAAAGAAAAUGAAUGGGAUGAAAAUGCAACUUUAAUAGAAGAUCCGGAUUUGAAUUUAGAUAUAAAACAAGUUCCUGACAUUCUAUAUGCAGCUGAUAAUAAACAGACAGAUGUAACAUACUUAAUGAUGGACGAUUGUUCUGUAAACAUUGAUAAUUCCGAAGAUUGUCAAGAAGACGAUGAAAGCGAUAAUGAGAUUAUAGAACAAUCAACAGUACAGUAUAUUCUAUUUGAGGGUGAUCAAUCCGAUUCUGAACUAACAUUUGAUGAAAUUCAGGCGACUCUUCAAAAUUUAAAAAUGGCCGAAUCGAAAUCGAUGAAAAAACAACUAAAUAAAAAAGUUACCAGAGACCACAAUAAUUUUACAAAUAUCAAAGAAACCGAGUAUGAAAAUUCAUUGCAUCAAAAUUCUAAUUGCAAUUUGUCUAAUCAUAUUUCCAACACUUUAAUGGAGAGAAAGUUAAAUUUCAUAAACAGCCAGCAAGAAUUAUUAGAAACGCUAGAAGACUCGACUAUGGACGUAAUAUCGAAUACUACAAACUUAGAUCUAUCGAAUGGUUCUGUUGAAUGUGCAUCCCCCGAAACAACGCAAAUACAAUGUAAAACUAAAAGAUCUCGGAAGCAGCAGUUAAUUUUCGUUAAUCGUGACGAUUCGGAAAUAAUCAUACAACCAGCAUCUCUUUUAAGCGAGGAAGAUAAUAAUGUUAGGAAAAGGGGCAAACGAAAAAGGAGAGUUGUAGGCCAUUCUGGGUACCGCCAGAGACACAACGAAUCAAAGAGAUUGAAACGGAUCAAACACAAAGAAGUUGAAAUUAUUGAAAUUGAUAUAGACGAGGAAGAAAGUAUGCUGCAAUCGAAAAGAGAUGUUGUCGAGAUAACUAUAGAUGAUAAUAAAGAUAAAUAUUCUAGUGAUAAAGAGAAUGAAAUUAUCAUGGUAGGAGAUUCUGAUGAUGAAUCACAACAGACAAAUUCAAAAACAAUGUUACUGCAAUGUCAACACUGUUCAAGGAAUUUCAGGCAACAAAGAGCUUUAGAAACUCAUUUACGAGUCUGUUCAAAAUCACCGUCGAAUACGAUUCAGUUUAACGAACAAAAAGUAAAACAUGGAAAUAGAACAAAUGAAGAUCCAAUUAAGAAACAGUAUGCUUGUAAAAUAUGUCAGAAGAAAUUCGAUGUAGUAGUCGCGUUAGCUCGUCAUGUACGUUCGGAACAUUCUCAACGGAAGAAGCGUAGAUUUAGUAAUUCGUCGAUUGAACGACCAUCUAUAGAAAUUGAAAAGAAGAAGGAGUCUGUAGAGCUAAAAAAGCAGCUGACUAUGAUUAAAAAAAUUAAAAGAAAAAGAAAUCAACAACUAAAUUGUACCUGGGAUGUAAAAAAACUAAGUUGUUCUGAUUGUGGUAGAUGGUUUCCAAGUGCUGCCUUAUUAAGAGCACAUUGUCUGCAGCAUGGAACGAAAAAAUCUGAAAAAAUACGUAGAUGUCAUGUCUGUCAGAAAUUAAUAAAAUCUAGACUACUCUUUGGACAACACUUAAAAAAGCAUGGAAAUAUACACAAGAAUACGAAGUGUAUAGCAAACAUUCAGAAGAAAUUACAUACUACAAGAUCAGUGACAAGUAAAAUUACAACAUUGAGAAAACGAGGUCGACCACGAAAACUUUGAUCACCUUAAAUAUUGAGAAAUGGUACUUUUUUAAAUUGGUGAUUUGUGACAAAAAUUGUUACUGUAUUAUUUCCUCUAAUGUGAAAUAUGUAUAAUA
This is a messenger RNA of Colletes gigas, 2679 nucleotides long. RefSeq lists its product as uncharacterized. The transcript is spliced from 7 exons. Gene Ontology annotation, cellular component: nucleus. The coding region runs from base 174 to 2582 and encodes 802 amino acids. The record is from RefSeq and is a predicted model, not a curated record. NCBI's taxonomy places the organism in Eukaryota, Metazoa, Arthropoda, Insecta, Hymenoptera, Colletidae.